Messenger RNA from Penicillium olsonii, 1611 nucleotides. Lineage: Eukaryota; Fungi; Ascomycota; Eurotiomycetes; Eurotiales; Aspergillaceae. The record is from the annotation of a GenBank genome assembly.
AUGAACAACGACGAGGUCGCGAAUAUACACAGCGCUUCCGAGACGGAGAAAAAGAUUCACUCGGCUCCGGAGGAUUAUGCAGAUGAUCGGGAUUUGGACGCUGAGGAAAAACAUAGCAAUGGAGAGUCUCAUCAAUUACCGGAGUUGCAGCGGAGGUUGAAAAGCAGACAUCUGCAGAUGAUCGCGAUGGGUGGUGCCAUUGGGACGGGCUUAUUCAUUGGUACCGGAACUGCAAUCUCGACUGCUGGUCCAGUCGGUGCGUUAAUCGCCUAUACUUUCGUUGGAUCAAUUGUUUAUUCAGUCAUGACUGCACUGGGCGAGGUCGCUACUUACCUGCCCAUCCCUGGAGCCUUCGCCACAUACGCAAACCGCAUAGUAGACCCCAGUCUGGGCUUUGCCAUGGGCUGGAUCUACUGGUUCUCAUGGGCCUCGACGUUCGCUCUUGAAUUGACAGCAACUGGUCUCAUCAUCCAAUUUUGGGACGAGAGCAUUCCAAUGGCUGCUUUCAUUGCCAUUUUCUGGGUCGUGAUUAUCAUUCUCAACAUGUUCCCGGUCAGCUGCUAUGGUGAGAUUGAAUUUUGGCUCUCCAGUAUCAAGAUCGUCACCGUGGUUGGGUUCAUGAUUUUCGCCAUCUGCAUGAACGCUGGCGUGGGUAAAGAAGGAUAUAUUGGGUUUAGGUAUUGGAUUCACCCAGGUCCCUUUAUCCCCUAUUUGCUGGAGAACCCUCGCCAAGACGCAUUGGCGAAAUUUGUCGGAUUCUGGGCAAUUCUGAUCAAGGCCGGGUUCUCCUAUCAGGGAACUGAGCUUGUUGGUAUCGCUGCUGGUGAAACCGCCAACCCGCGCAAGAAUGUGCCUUCGGCAAUUCGGAAGACCUUCUUCCGAAUCGUGUUCUUCUUCAUUUUCACUGUCUUUUUCGUCGGCAUCGUUGUCCCAUCUGAUGACGAGCGUCUGACUUCGGAUAGCAGCGGCGCUGAUGCGAACGCGUCUCCGUUCGUUAUCGCCGCACGACGAGCUGGCGUCAACGCCUUACCCAGCAUCAUCAACGCAGUCUUACUGACUGUCGUUCUCUCGGCUGCCAAUUCCAAUGUGUACAGCGGAAGUCGAAUUCUAGUCGGACUAGCGAAUGAAGGCUUCGCGCCUCGUAUCUUUGCCAAAACAACCAAACACGGUGUUCCAUUCGCGAGUGUGGGUUUCACCGCGCUUUUCGGUCUUCUGGGCUUCCUCAACGUGUCAAAUGCCGGGGCUACCGUGUUCAACUGGUUAAUGCAGAUUGCCGGCUUGGCGGGCUUCAUUACCUGGGCCUCGCUUAACAUUAUUCAUCUGGGCUUUAUGCGCGCUUUGAAAGCGCGCGGCAUAUCACGCGAUACCCUUCCUUAUAAGGGAACCUGGCAACCGUUUUUCUCCUGGUAUGGUCUGUUCUUCAACGUCCUUAUUAUCAUCACUCAAGGCUUUACUGCGUUCAUCCCGACUUUCAGCGUCACGGACUUCUUCAUCAACUAUCUCAGUCUCAUCCUCUUUGCGGUCUUAUACAUUGGCCACAAAAUUGCUUUCCGUACAGAAUUCGUGAAGCCCAUUGAGGCGAACAUCGAUACCGGUCGAUGUGAAGACUGA